AUGCAUUUUUAUUUACUACUCAUAUGUAUUCUUUCUUACUGCUAUGCCAGUACACCUCCACAAGGCUCACGGCAAGAAACAAAUCGAGCGGUAGACACAAGUGCUCGUUCAUUAAAUUUUGACAGUGAUGAUGAAGAUCAAAUGAGUCCACGCAGACUCGCUAAUACACCUGCAUCACCAUCGCGAACGAGUGGACUGAUACAUACGCCUUAUUCAACACGAACGCGUAGUUCAUUUAGUGAUGACGAAGAUGAAAGUCGUGGUACUAGUAGUAGUGGAAUAAGCAGUGGAGCGUCGGGAUAUUCAUUCAAUCAGCAACGACCAGGUCAAUUUCGAUUUAGUGAUACUGAAAGUGAUGCGGAUAUAAGUUUUGAUCGUGGUCGUAUGUCUGCAACGUCAGGAAUAAGUUCAGAUUCGCCGUCACUCGAAGAAUCAUUUAGUAGUAAAGGUGGUCGUAGUCGCUUUUUCUUCGAUGAAAGCAUCGUCGAAGAAAAUGUCGGAACUCUCGUUGGUCUCGAAUCUCCCAUCGGAGCGAACAUUGCAGGCGGCACACCGACGCUCGACUUUGAUAGUAAACCUUUAAAGUUAUACGCACGACAUAAUUGGGGACUGCCGUAUAAUGAUCCGAACCAAAUUAUACCAAUGUCGCCUGAUCAUCCGCGAAAAUACGACGUGAUAGUGGUGCCUGACACACCGGAUUAUGCAGCGGCUUCUAUGGACGAUUUCAUAUCACCACCACGAAGUGGAUCAUAUGGUCCAGGACAAAUUGGUUCUUUAGAUGAGCUUUACAGCUCGCCCGUUGGCAGUUUUAAUAUCGAUAAAAGUCUAUGGCCACCAGAAGAUCGUCGUUAUAUCAAAAUAGCAAGACCACCGCCAGCUCCCAGAACUGCUCCUUUUGGUGCCAUGUCAAUAACGGGUAGUCGUAUUCCAAAAGAAUUUAUUCAAGCUGUUGAAUAUGGCAAAAAACAUAAUAAUAAAGCAUUGAGCACUAUGAAAUGGAAGAAGACAUUCAUAUCGGGAAAUUCUGCUGACGUCUUUGGUAUUGAAUUAAAUGGUGACAAUUUUGUUCUUAAAAUAAGCAAACAUUCUCCCGCUGAAGAAGGAUACGCAAAUGACAUUACCCAAUGUGUACAUGAAAACGACAUAAAAUCAUUACAAGAAUCAUCGGAUCCAUGCCAGCAUAAACCACAACAUGGUUUGAUUGAAAAAGCUGCUUGCUCAGCUGAACCUGGUCUAGUUCCUUUUGAAUAUUACAUUGCAGAGAAAGUUGCACUGACAAGAGGUUUAAUGUCGGCGGCAGCAAGUGUAGCAAAUACAUUUGGAAAAGACGAACACCAGUGGUACUUAAUCUUCGAAGAAUUAUCAGGUGUAUCUCCAUUGAAAUAUGGUGAAAAUAUCCUGGAACGUCUUGCUAAACCACUCAUCCGACAACAACUCGAAGCCUUGCAACAGAUUGCUGCUUGUCACAUAAUGCAUCUCGAUGCUCACUGGGGAAAUAUUUUGUACUCUCAUGAACGCGGUAUCCAACUAAUCGAUUUCGGUAUUGCUGCACUUGUUGAUCGGUUCGAGUUGCUCGACUACAGAGCCGCAUUAGUUAUAACAUUCACGUUUGAUCGUUGCCUCGAUUGUGAGGCAUCGAAACCUGGACGAGACUUUUACCACCUCGCGAAAAGUCAAUACCCAAUCGAUGGUCAUUCACUUCUUUCGCAUCCAUGGCUACAAUAUUAA
Molecule: messenger RNA, 1728 nt
Organism: Adineta ricciae
Lineage: Eukaryota; Metazoa; Rotifera; Eurotatoria; Adinetida; Adinetidae
Source: the annotation of a GenBank genome assembly